AUCUUCUCCACAAUCACCAACACAUUACUUUCCUUUACAUUCCAAUCCAGACCCUCAAAUUCUUUUACUCUCGGACCUUCAGAAUUCAUCUCAACAAUGGCGGAGAGGUCCAACUUUGCUCAGACCUGCAACCUCCUCAGCCAGUACUUGAAGGAGAAGAGAAGCCAGUACCUCCAGGGCGACAGCUUCGGAGUCAAGCCGGCUCCAGCGACUAUGAACUUGCUGAACACCAUGGAGGCCAGCCCGGCUGCUGCUGCGAGUCUAGAGCAGCCCAGAUCUGCUCCCAUGACUAUCUUUUACAAUGGGCAGGUGUUGGUCUUCAGCGACCUUUCGGCGGAGAAGGCCAAGGAGAUUAUGGGGUUGGCUACCCAGGGAAGCAGCCCUAUGGUUUCUUCUACUGAAUCCAAUGUUAUAGUCAAGCCGCAACAGAAGCAGAAACAGCAACCGCUUCAGGCUAUUGAGUCGGAUUUGCCUAUUAUGAGAAGGAACUCGCUUCAUAAGUUUUUGGCCAAGAGAAAAGAGAGAGUGAUUGCGGUAGCUCCAUACCAAGUGAACCACAACCAGAGAGCGGGGUCUCCCAAGGCGGAGGAGCAAGCAGGAGGUCAAAGUUCAAAGCAGCUUGAACUCCGGCUAUAGGGGAAUUAACAUCGGAGCUCCAUCUGAUUAGAUUUUAGGCUUUUAUAUCAUGGGUUCUGUGAAGGAGGAGGCUUCUACUCUGAGUCUCUGCUUACAACAAAAUUAAAUUUGUGUAACUAUUUGUUUGAUCAAUCAAUAUAGGUUGAUCCAUUUAUAACAUUAUGAUAAAUACUAUCUGGUGUGAUUAAAUUUCUUUCA
Molecule: messenger RNA, 834 nt
Organism: Argentina anserina (silverweed cinquefoil)
Lineage: Eukaryota; Viridiplantae; Streptophyta; Magnoliopsida; Rosales; Rosaceae
Product: protein TIFY 10A-like
Exons: 2
Coding region: 97-636 (179 amino acids)
Biological process (GO): regulation of jasmonic acid mediated signaling pathway; response to wounding; regulation of defense response
Cellular component (GO): nucleus
Source: RefSeq, a predicted model, not a curated record